Messenger RNA from Microcebus murinus (gray mouse lemur), 3930 nucleotides. RefSeq names its product piwi like RNA-mediated gene silencing 3 (gene PIWIL3). The record is from RefSeq and is a predicted model, not a curated record. Lineage: Eukaryota; Metazoa; Chordata; Mammalia; Primates; Cheirogaleidae. Gene Ontology annotation, molecular function: protein binding; RNA binding.
AGCGUCCCACGGGGGCCGGGCCUUCGCUCUGCCUCCCCGACGGGCUUGGCGCCUCGGCUCCGCGAAGCUCGCGCCCUGCGGGAAGGGGCCGGCCAGCCCCGGCGAGGGCGCUUUCCUCCCGCCCUGCUGCCCUCUGCCGCGCCCGGGGAGCUGCCCGUCUUGGGCUUUCUAGCCGCCAGAAUCACGAGCCAGGGCUGCUUGCCCUCAGGGCCACCAUGACCGGCAGGGCCAGGACUCGCGCCCGCGGCAGAGCCCGCGCCAGGGAGACCCGCCGGCAGGUGGCCCCUGGAGCAGCCGCGGCCAGCCCGGCCCAGCAGCCUGCUGGAUUCCGGCCCCGCAGAGAGGAAGGCCCAGUGGUCGAGCCUGAGCCACCAAGAGGAGCAGAAGCACAACCCGGGCCUCCAGAAGAACUUCAGGAAACUGCCCCGAAGAAAGUAUCGCUGCAGCAAAGGACUGUUUUUCAAGACCUGGUGGUAAAUACCAGGCAGGGGAUGGAACAUGUUCGAUGCUCAAAAACAGGCUCAGAGGGUACAAAAGUAAGACUACUCGCAAACCAUUUUCGAGUGACGUCUCGGGCCCAGCGGACAGCAUAUCAGUACAACGUUAACUACCAGCCCGGCAUAGAAGGCAGAAAUCUCCGUACAGCUUUACUUAAACAUGACAAAAUUGGGGAAUACUAUAUAUUUGAUGGAAACUCUUUAUUACUACCUCAUGAACUACGAGAGCCGAUAACAAAAUUCUUCAACACGGUAGGAAAUGAAACUGUGAUGGUUACAAUCACGUUUUCCAAAGAACUCGCACCCACUUCACCAGAUUGCCUACGCUUUUACAAUAUCCUCUUUAGAAGAAUUCUGGAGUCGAUGAAGUUGGAACAAAUCGGUCGCAACUUUUACAAUAAAAGGGAGGCAGUGGAGUUCAAUUCCGACCCCAAGUUGGACAUCUUUCCUGGUUAUGUGACUUCUAUUCUUCAGUAUGAAAACAGCAUCACCCUCUGUGCUGACGUGAGCCACAAACUGAUGCGGCAACAAACUGCUUAUGACUUAAUACAGCAUACGUCUGGAGAAACUCAAGAACGUAUCAAAAAGAAAGUAGCUGAUGAGUUAGUUGGAUCAAUUGUUGUGACAACAUACAACAACAAAACCUACAGAGUGGAUGGCAUUAACUGGGAGCAGACUCCCCGAGAUACGUUUGAAAAAUCGGAUGGCAAAAGAAUUACCUAUAUAGACUACUACAAGAAGCAAUAUAACACGAUUAUCACUGACUUCGAUCAGCCACUUUUGAUCAGCCAAGGAAAAUGGAAAAAGGGCCAAAAGGACACAACACGUGAACCUAUCAUGCUGGUGCCUCAGCUGUGCAUGCUGACAGGUCUAACAGAUGCAGCACGUAAAAACAGCAGGACGAUGCAGGCGUUGGCUGCGCUUACAAGAUUGAAGCCAGGAAAAAGGCAUCAUGAAUUAGAAAAAUUCAUCAAUACUAUACAAAAAGAUGAGUCCGUGCAAAAGCACCUUCGACGCUGGGAUUUGAAUUUUGACUCCAACUUUCUGUCCUUCUCUGGAAGAACUUUGACAGCUGUCACAAAGGAAGACAUAGUUAAAACACAUUCACGACAUGGGCAGCGGGCAGCGACAAGUGAAGUACCCUUGCUUACCACCAUGUCACUCACUCACUGGCUGAUGCUCUAUAGCAGGGAAAAUCGCAGAGCAGCCUCUGCCUUACAAGACAAGCUGCAGAUAAUCCUUCCCCAAAAGGGUAUAAAAAUGCAACCAGCAAAAAUAUCCUUCUAUUUCCAUGGGAAUAUCCAGUUCCACCACUCACUGCAGAGACUGUUUCUUCCGUUGCAUUGCCUUUGUUCCUCUGUCAAAGAUCAGUCGCCUGUUCUGCUGUGGGCCUCUCCAGUCGCUCCAGCCCGCUCACCUGCUUGUCUGUCACUUCAGCAACAGCACGCUGUCCUGGUUACUGUGCUUUUCCAGGUUCAAGUAAAUGAUGCUGGCUCCUAUCUAACCAUGUUACGGAGAGAGACUAGGGAACGGCCACAGAUGGUGGUUUGUGUGCUGUCUAAUGACAAGAAAGACAGGUAUGAUGACAUAAAAAAGUACCUAUGUACUGAAUGCCCAACUCCGAGCCAGUGUGUGGUGGCAAAAACCUUAAAUCGCCACAAGAUAGUCUCAACUAUUUCUGACAAGCUUGCCCAGCAGAUGAUCUGUAAGAUGGGAGGAGCCCUCUGGAAGGUGGAUACGGGGGUAAAGAAAACGAUGUUUGUUGGCAUUGACUGUUUCCAUGACACUGUAAACCGACAGAAGUCAAUCGCAGGAUUUGUGGCCAGCACCAAUGACGAACUGACAAAGUGGUACUCUCGAUGUGUCAUCCAGGAAGCAGGAGAGGAGAUUGUGAACGGGCUGACCGAGUGCGUGGCAGCUGCCCUGAAGGUCUGGUGUAAAAAUGAACCAUCCAGGCCACAUUCUGUUAUUGUGUAUCGGGAUGGAGUAGGGGAUGGUCAGCUGUCAGCAUUGCUUGCCCAAGAAAUACCGCAGAUGUUGGCUGGCCUAAAUGACAACUCCUGUCCAGAUUCACUUCUAACUUUCAUUGUGGUGAAGAAACGAAUAAACACCAGAUUUUUUGCUGUGUCUCAAGACAGUCUUGACAAUCCAGAGUCGGGAACGGUUAUUGAUGUGGAGUUGACCAGGAAGGAAUGGUAUGAUUUUUUUAUUGUGAGUCAAUCUGCGCCAGAAGGGACUGUUACCCCCACUCACUAUAAUGUCAUCUAUGACAAGGUUUGCUUGAGUCCAGAUACAGUACAACGUUUAACUUACAGCCUAUGCCGCAUGUAUUAUAAUUGCGAAGGUUUCAUUCGAGUUCCUGCUCCUUGCCACUAUGCCCAUAAACUGGCUUACCUUGUGGGCCAGAGUAUUCACGAACAACCAAGUGGUUUACUGUCGACCUUUCUCUAUUACCUUUGACCUACAGAAGAAGGCCUGAGGUGAUGCUGAAACUACAACUUGUAAAUCUGUUUUCGCUUUUAAAGCUGGGUGUCUGAAAUAUUUUCCUAGAUCCAUAGCUUUAAAUUCUAGCCCUUGACUCGAUAUGAGAGGUUCUCAGUAGUACAUUCUGCUUUUCAGUACUAUCACUGACUUUACACAAGAUGAAUUUUCCAGGAGGAAAACUGACAGGGUUUGGCUAGCAAUUUACCCUUCAAACAUGUCACAAAGACUUCAUAAUUAUACACACCUAAGUAUUUUGAUCCCAACGAAUGCCACUUUAAUAAUGAAAAGACUGGAUAUUAGUCACAUAGGGAGUACAUCUGUGAAUAAGUAAAUCCUACUUGGAAAGCUCUUUGAAAUUUGUUUUUAAAGAAGAAAAGUUAUAAAAACAAAAUUAGAUGGGGAUUUGUUACCUAAUAUUUAGUCCUUCAAAGAAGUGACCUAUUGCUAAGUUAAAUAUGAAGGAUUGAAUAUAGUGAUACUGGUGAUAUAAAAGUUAGACCCUUAGGAACAGGAAGACAUAUCACCUUUUCCACAAAGAAGGGAAAUCAAGAGCUGUUAGCAUUUCUGUUUAAUUUAUUCUAUUGGGCAUGUUCCCAGUAACAUUAUUAUGUUAGCUAUACCAUAAUAAGAGUCUUAAGUUCUGCUUUGUCCUUGAGUUCAAAAAAAAAAAAAAUAAGAGUCUUAAGUUGUUUCAGGGAAGCUACUAUGUUUUUCCUGAACUUUUUUUUUCUCUACUUACUACAACUAUCUUUAAAUAGAUUCAGGAAACAAUCUGUGAGGACCUUUUCUUACACUCCUAAAUAGUGGUACUUUGGGGAUGUGGGUGGAGAUUAACUUCAAAUAUGUCCAAAAUGGUAUGUUUACAAACAGCAUAAUUGCUUUGUUAAUUUAGGCUUGUAAUGUAAACCAGUCUUAAAAUAUUAAAACAUUUAUUAGGAAAACACUGGAA